CGGAAGUGAAGCUGCUGCCCAAGGGAUCGCCCCCCCCGCAAGGUUUUUGCCCCUCCCCGAAAGACAGGCCGGGACUCCCCGCUCUUUCUGACGGGACUGUCCCCCAAAUGAUCAAAACCUCAAAAAGGAAAGCGGGCACGUUUUGGCUGCGGAACAGGCCCAGGGCGGGGAGAGCGCCCGCUGUGAGCCCAGAAGUGCUCCCCGGAGGCCCUAGAGCAGCCGCUCUGGCGCUCUCUUGUCUCUGGUCCUCGCGGGGACUGCAUCUCCCGUCAUGCCGCGCGGGCAGGAGCGGAACCGGAAGCUCCCGCUGCUGCUGCUGCUGCUGCUGCUCUGGCCGUCAGCCCCGCGGAUGGGCGGGAGCACCGCGGGCUGCGGGGGCCUGGCCGAGGAGGAGGCGGCGGCGGAGGAGGAGGAGGAGGCGGCGGCGCGAGCGGGACACGAGGCCGAGCGGCGGCGGCGGCGCUGCUGCUGCUGCUGAGAAUCCCGGGGCGGGGGAGGCUGGAGCCCUCGCCGCCGCCGGCCCCCCCGGGCGAGAAGAUGCCCCGCCGGAAGCAGCGCAACCCCCAGCCCGUCAAAGUGGACGCCGCUGGCGCUCCGGCCGAGCCCCCGGGAGAGGAGAGCCUGGCGCCGCCGCGGGGCAGCUGCCUCUUGGCGCCGGCGCUGGAGGAGGACGACGAGGAGGACGAGGAGGCGGAGGACGAGGAGGCGGAGAGCAGCGGCGGCAGCGCCCCGGCCCCGGCCUUCGGGAAGGAGGCGGAAGCCACCUCAAGCGCCACAUGAAGACGCACAAUGGCGAGAAGCCCUACCGCUGCCCGCACUGCCCCUACGCCUCGGCCCAGCUGGUCAACCUGACGCGGCACCUGCGCACCCACACCGGCGAGAAGCCCUACCGCUGCCCCACCUGCCCCUUUGCCUGCAGCAGCCUCGGCAACCUCAAGAGGCACCAGCGGGUUCAUGGGGGGCAGGAGCCGCCCCUGCGCUGCGGCGCCUGCCACUGCCGCUGCCUGCACAGCAGCUCCCUCCAGCACCACAGCCAGGGGCUCCCGGCGGAGGCGGAGAUGGAGGGGCCGGCCGCGGCAGACCAAGAGACAGAGGAGCCGCUCCUGCCGGGCUCCCCAUUCCUGCGGCCGGAAGAUCCUGCCGCCAGCGUGCUGCCGGAGCUGCUCUUCCCGUUCACCUGCCGGGCCUGCGGACUGGUCCUGGAGGCCGACGAGGGCCUGGGCGAGCCGGUCUGUGGGCGCUGCAGCAGCCUGGCCGUGCUGGGGGCGGAGCCGGCCUCCCCCAAAGGCUUCUCGUGCCAGCUGUGCCCCUUCGUCACCACCUACCCCAACCACCUGGCGCGCCACAUGAAGACCCACAGCGGGGAGAAGCCCUUUGCCUGCGCCCUCUGCCCGUACGCCUCCGCCCACCUGGACAACCUCAAGCGCCACCAGCGGGUGCACACGGGGGAGAAGCCCUACAAGUGCCCGCUGUGCCCCUACGCCUGCGGCAACCUCGCCAACCUGAAGCGCCACGGCCGCAUCCACUCGGGCGACAAGCCUUUCCGCUGCCGCCUCUGCCCCUACUCCUGCAACCAGAGCAUGAACCUCAAGCGCCACAUGCUGCGGCACACCGGCGAGAAGCCCUUCCAGUGCCGGGUCUGCCCCUACACCACCGGCCACUGGGACAACUACAAGCGCCACCAGAAGGUGCACGGCCAGGGCCCGGCCGAGGAGGGGGCGGGGGGGCCGGGCUCAGACAGCAGCCUGGCCUAGCGGCAACCCUGAGCCACCUCUGGACCCUGAGCUCCUUCUCUCUUGGCAGGCGGGGGGGGGGGGGGUGAGGAGCAGCAGCAGCCAGUGAGCGGCCUUUCCCCUGUGGACCUGCCUUGUCUGGGGAAGGGGCCUUCCCUGCCAGGCCUGGCUCAAACCCUUCCCAGCACAGGAAGGCAAGGCGGGCACCUGCCCCACGGACUCCCCUCUCACUGGGUGUGAAGGAGACUGCCGGCGGCUGCUGGGACUGGGGCGGGGGGGGGGGAGUCGUCCUUGGUGCUUCUCUGUCCUCUUUGUGCCUGCCCUCCCCCUUUAACUGUGGUUGCUGCUUGGUCUGUGUAAUUUAUAUGGUGUAUUAAUGCAUUAAACCGUUUUCUUAU
Molecule: messenger RNA, 2131 nt
Organism: Hemicordylus capensis (graceful crag lizard)
Lineage: Eukaryota; Metazoa; Chordata; Lepidosauria; Squamata; Cordylidae
Gene: ZNF513
Product: zinc finger protein 513
Exons: 4
Coding region: 108-1754 (548 amino acids)
Biological process (GO): regulation of transcription by RNA polymerase II; central nervous system development
Cellular component (GO): nucleus
Molecular function (GO): RNA polymerase II cis-regulatory region sequence-specific DNA binding; DNA-binding transcription factor activity, RNA polymerase II-specific
Source: RefSeq, a predicted model, not a curated record